Molecule: messenger RNA, 2628 nt
Organism: Colletotrichum graminicola M1.001
Lineage: Eukaryota; Fungi; Ascomycota; Sordariomycetes; Glomerellales; Glomerellaceae
Product: heterokaryon incompatibility protein
Exons: 2
Coding region: 1-2628 (875 amino acids)
Source: RefSeq, a predicted model, not a curated record
AUGUCCCACGACCAGGCAAAUUCGAACACCUAUAGAGGUACAUCGUCUACGCAUAGAAGCCUUGCAAGUAAACUGUCUGGGACCACGCAAGCACAAAAAGCCCGAACCACCGCGGAGGACGACUCAUACAAGCCUUCGAGAUGCUACCCAGUGUUCUGGAGCAACGACGAGAUCAGGCUCUUGGAGCUGGAUUCCUCCGACAGCGGCAGCCUUCUCCACGGGUCCUUCGCAAACGUGAGACUCGGGUCCGAACAGGCCCAGUACGAGGCUGUCUCCUAUACUUGGGCGGACGUAUCCGGCGACUCGACUCGAUGCAAGCCAAUGUUCAUAGGCCCGUUCUGGGACAUUGUGUCCAUUACUCGGAACUGCGAAAACGCCCUGAGGAGCGUUCGGAUCUCUUGCAACGGCCCUCCUCGGAAGAUCUGGAUUGACUCACUAUGUAUCAACCAAGACGACGAAAAGGAACGGUCGGCACAGGUGGCGCUUAUGCCACGCAUCUACGCGGGCGCGACUGGGGUGCUAGUCUAUCUCGGACCUGCAUCGGAGGACAGCGACAUGGCUCUCGAUGCCAUAACCCACUCGACAGACAAUUAUGAAGUCACCCUGGCGAGGUCGCUGAGCAUAUUCUGCGGGUCGAAAUCAGCAUUUUGGCCGCUCGACCGUAUAUUAAGACACCUCCCCGUGUCGGUUUGGGCCCAUAUGCACAAUAGAGGGGGCGAUCCCGGAUGGGAGCUCCUGGGUCUCAUGACCGAGACCAGCCAGUGUUUUUGCAGUGACCCCAGAGACGGAAUCUUUGCUCUCUUGGGCAUGCUUCAACGAACGGAAGAACGUACCAUUGCUGCAGACUAUAGCCUCACGUCUCAGGAGGUCAGCAUCGGGAUCGCCCCAUGGCUGGUUCAGAAGUGUGGCAGGGGCCGAGAAGUGCUUCUCUUCGCCGGUAUCAACCGGGGUAAACGGCGGCGGCUGCCCACUUGGGUUCCUGACUUUGUCGAGCCCCUCAAACCUGAUUGGAGAAUCCACGGUCUUCUCUCAAGAUCCAUUUCAAGAUCGAAAUACUCCAAUACUGCAGUAAGGGUGGCUAUGGAACGCUUGCUCCAGGGACCCAGCUGGGCGCCCGGGCUCGGUUUCGAGCCCCUCGAAGACGUCAGCAUCCAGAUAAACCCCCAGACAUCAGGCCUCCACCUUAUUGCCAUAAAGCUUUGCAGCCUGAAGGAUUCUUUCAAGUCCUUUGUCGAAAAAGGGAUUGUCCGGCCUUUUGUCCGGCACGGAUCCGCUUGGCGAGCAGUCGUUCUCAUGCCCAAAGCUCCCUGUGGCUCUCGCCAAUCUUCCAGUUGGUUGAACAUCAUCUCGGCGGAAGACGGUCUUUACUGGCUCUACGGUAUUGAAGGAUUCGCUAUCAUGAGGCCCAACUACGACGGGACCACUCACAGUCUUGUCUGUGCCUGCGACGUGGUUUUCGAAACGCCGCCAUUGCCAUCGCCCCAAAAACCUAGUGCAGCCACCCCGGGCCCCUCUCCGAGCUUGAUUCCAGUGCCGCGUUUUGAUUCAUCUCCAGGCAGUGACGCGGUGCUAUUGAGGCGGAACGUGCUACUGAAGAGACUGUCAGGCACUGAGGAGCACGUGUGCUCAGAGCACUUGCAAAGGAUUCUCCAGCCACGUCCGAACGAUGUUGGACCAAUACAGAAAAACGACACAGAGGCACGAGAAGCACUACUAGAUAUUGCUUUUGACCUGAAGGUCUCCCGGUAUCGCUCGGAAGUGGUGCUGUGGGAAAGCUGGCAGAGGAUGGAGAGAUUCCUUCGGCCGCUCCCCGAAUGCGACAAAGGGCUCAGGACUCUUCGAGAUGCUUUCAAGGCCGUCGGUAUCUUGCCUCUGGGAAACACGGAUGAUGGCAAGCCUCGCAAACUGUACGUGCUCGGAGAUUGUUUUAUAGAGUCCUUCGAAGCCAUCACAGAGCUUUUGUGGGCUCUCUUACCGUCGAAAAAGAUACCGUCCUUCCAGGAGGUACAGGUAGAGCCGCCAGAACUUUCCGCGGUCGAGAUCCUUAGGGAGUUUAGAGACUGGGCAGACCUAACCACCAGUCUCUUGUCGGCAAUCGAUAGGCAACCAGGUGCCGAUGGAAAACCUCUAUCCCUUAUAUUGCCUUGCUCCGAGAUGCAGCAACAGUGGCGGACGCAACGGACUGCCUUCCAAAGUCUGAUGCCGCAGAGCGAUCCAUUAUCCGCUGCUCAAGAUGUAGUGUCUAUAUUUGCUUUAGGGAAGAACGGGAUGGGAUGGGAUGCAGACGCCUCUCUACAGCCCUUCGUUGACGGAGCGUAUUGUCGGAAACAUAGAUGGGAUUGGGACUUGACAAAAGUCAGGAUAGAAAGGCAAAGGUCCUUCUGGGAGACUGUGCGGAGCGACAAGUGGCUGAGAUCGCGGCCCGUUCUUGAGGUGCAAGACCUUCUCAUGGACGGUAUUCAUAAGAGAGGGGAUGAGGAUCCCCUUGGAGCCGGACGGACGGCCUCUGCUUCUGAAAGGGGAUCCAACAUACUGUCUGAUGCCCUCGAAGUCAAGAUGGCUGUUCGGCUUUACCUCGGAGAGUUUGGGUUUAACCUUGACAUGCGUACGGAUGUCAUUAUCAGAUGA